Struthio camelus australis is the source of this 696-nucleotide messenger RNA. The record is from RefSeq and is a predicted model, not a curated record. Lineage: Eukaryota; Metazoa; Chordata; Aves; Struthioniformes; Struthionidae.
AUGUUACCUGCUCAAGCAAAAGUGACAGGAUCAAUCUGCAACAAUAGCGAUGUUCAGUACUGCCUGGGCCUGGUCUUUAGAGAGCCUGAGCUCCUGCAGUUCUGCCUGACUUCCAGUGAAGCUAUAGGGACUCGUGCCCUCUUGAAAAUCAGGCCUAUUGUGUAUGAGCAAUCAAAAGCAAUCAAGCUGAACAACCAUUCAGAAGUGCCCGUGUACCUGCCAUUCCUUCUGGUUGGAUCUGUAUUUGUGGCAUUUGUUGUUGGUGGCAUCUUUGUUGGAAUUUGCUGCUGCAAAUGCUUAAAAUCCCAGGGCGAGGAGCAGCAAAGGGGACUUGCACCUGGCCAGACCUGGCUACUAGAACCUGAUCUUCCUUCUCGGCUCCCCAGUUCUAGUUGUGCCACCAGAAGCUCCCUGGGUAGCAGUCCUCAGAUGAGCAACACCUGCAUGAAUCCUUCUCCAUCCCUUCCUGUCAUUAGGUUCACUGAAGAUGCUCUAUUCUUAAAUGCUCCGCCUACCAGUAGCAGAUUCUUGCACCCUUCACACACUGGCCAUGGCAUACCAGCUGAUCACACUGCACUGACUCCAGCAUCCUUCCUGAAAAGGACAGUUUAUGGACACAGUGCUAAUGCAUCCACUAUUAGCGCAGCACAUGGGGACCAGAAGAUGUACUUGGGAGUUUCAUGUUUGAGAAGAUGA